AUCAAAGCACAGAUCAGAACUGGACAUGGGCGGGGACUGCCAAAUGACUGGGAAGUGUUGAAAUGUGUUCUUUCUUUGUUAAUAGUCGACGUUUAUGACACAUUUUCUCUAGCAGUUUCGGUGUUUGCGAAAAUGUCUGCAGAUCAAAGAGACAAUGGCCCAGAAGGCAUGGAAGUUGAUGGAAUCAUUGAGAGCAACUGGAAUGAGAUUGUGGACAGUUUUGAUGACAUGAACCUGUCUGAGUCCCUGCUCAGAGGAAUUUAUGCCUAUGGUUUUGAGAAGCCAUCUGCCAUCCAACAGAGAGCAAUUAUUCCUUGCAUCAAGGGUUAUGAUGUGAUCGCUCAGGCCCAGUCAGGCACUGGGAAGACUGCCACCUUUGCCAUUUCCAUCCUCCAGCAGGUUGAUGUUGAGAUGAAAGCUACUCAGGCUCUGGUCCUGGCUCCUACAAGAGAGCUGGCACAACAGAUCCAGAAGGUUAUUUUGGCCCUUGGUGACUACAUGGGAGCCAGUUGCUAUGCCUGUAUUGGAGGGACCAACAUUCGCAAUGAGGUCCAGAAACUACAAGCUGAAGCCCCUCACAUUGUUGUGGGAACCCCUGGUCGUGUUUUUGACAUGUUGAGCCGCAAAAACAUUUCUCCCAAGAACAUAAAGAUGUUUGUGCUGGACGAGGCCGAUGAGAUGCUCAGUCGAGGGUUCAAGGACCAGAUCUACGAGAUUUUCCAGAAACUGCCCAGCAGCACACAGGUGGUUCUUCUGUCGGCUACCAUGCCAGUAGAUGUUUUGGAAGUCACAAAAAAAUUCAUGCGUGACCCCAUCCGAAUCCUGGUGAAAAAGGAGGAGCUGACCUUGGAGGGAAUUCGCCAGUUUUACGUCAAUGUAGAAAAAGAGGAGUGGAAACUGGAUACACUCUGUGACCUGUAUGAAACCCUGACCAUCACACAAGCUGUCAUCUUUAUCAACACAAGGAGGAAAGUCGACUGGCUGACUGAAAAGAUGUGUGCCAGAGAUUUCACAGUGUCAGCGCUGCACGGGGAUCAUGCCCAGAAGGAGAGGGACUUGAUUAUGAGGGAGUUCCGCUCUGGUUCCAGUCGAGUUCUUAUCACCACUGACUUGUUGGCCCGUGGUAUCGAUGUCCAGCAGGUGUCUCUAGUCAUUAACUAUGAUCUGCCAACCAACAGAGAAAACUACAUCCACAGGAUUGGUCGAGGUGGUCGUUUUGGCAGGAAGGGUGUAGCCAUCAACAUGAUUACUGAGGAGGACAAGCGGAUCCUAAGGGACAUUGAAUCUUUCUACAACACCACCAUUGAGGAGAUGCCCAUGAACGUAGCCGAUCUGAUAUAGAGAAAGCCGACAAGCUCUCUCUCUCUCUGCUGGCCAUUUUGUUUUAGAAGUCAACUUUCCCCCCUCCCCCCUACGUAUGACCACCUGAGCUAUAACCUCCUUGACACUCAGCAACAACAAUGAGCCAUGUGUCACCAUCUUUUGUAAUUAUAGAUCAUCAUUGAAGGGUAAAUUACUGAUCAACGUUAUCUGUUCUUGCCAUUUACCCAUACAGCACCUACACUUCUUCAUCCUGCAUUUAUUUGAACACUUGCACAGCAGUACUGCUGCAGAGUCAGGGCUUCAAAAAAAUGCAAGUCAUGAAUGGAAGCGCGACAAUAAACACAGCUGAGACGAUGGCGAACACAAAGCUUUAGUAAAGUGGCACCUAUCGAGGGCUGCCUUUGGCUGGAGUUCCCACUGGACUUUACAACAGGAAGUACUCUUUGACCACCUCAGUAUUUAACAGAGCUUUAGUGUCCUAAACACGUCAAUGUUCUUGUUUAAAAACUAGUUGAUGGGGCUGGUUGAAAGAACACGCAUUCAAUAAAAAGACCUAUCUAGAAAAAUGAUCACGAAUUACUUUUUUUACCAUUUUUAACCUUGUCUUGUUUUUCAUAACUUUUUCGAUUGUACACAUGGUUUGAUUUGUACAGUCGCCGGACCAUUAGCAUAUAUAUUUUUUUUUUUUGAAGACUGAUAAGCGAUCACCAUCGUGACGGUGAGUUUUGUGGAGUCCUUACUGCAAUGCUGAUUUUUUUUUUUUUUUUUUUUUUUUUUUUCCCAAUUCCUACAAACAUUUUAGACACCUUUUUAACAAGGUUUGAAUUUGAUGAAUUGGAGGUCCAUCUCUUUGCAGCCUUGCACAAAAUUUCUAGGUGGUUUGCUGUGUAACUUUGAAGGACCAAACUUUAGCGGAAGUACAGACAUUGAUCCUGUCCUGGGACCGAGUGUCUGGUUUAGAACACAUUUUGGUUUGUAUAGUCAUGGCUUUUUUUUCUUUUUUUUUGCAUAUUUUUUAAAAAUGAGUCUAUGGAGCUGUUUGCCUUUUUGAGACAGAAAACGGUGUAUUAAGGUUUUUUUUCUACAUUGGAUUCUGUAUAGUAUUUAUUGGUCUUUAAAAAAAAUAAAAGCAUCUCCUUAACAGUC
Molecule: messenger RNA, 2469 nt
Organism: Cynoglossus semilaevis (tongue sole)
Lineage: Eukaryota; Metazoa; Chordata; Actinopteri; Pleuronectiformes; Cynoglossidae
Product: eukaryotic initiation factor 4A-I
Exons: 11
Coding region: 133-1341 (402 amino acids)
Molecular function (GO): ATP binding; nucleic acid binding; RNA helicase activity
Source: RefSeq, a predicted model, not a curated record